AGUGCGCAUGCGCCGUGAACGCGGAAGCAGCCCCGUUACCGGAGUGUUGACUCUCCGGUGUGUUGUCGGUGAGUCUCCGGCUCGGUUCGGUCUGAACAGCCGCGAACAUGAGCUGCUGCCCGGACAUCUCCCGCAGGAACCCGCAGGAGGACUUCCAGCUGAUCCAGCGGGUCGGCAGCGGGACGUACGGUGACGUGUACAAGGCGAGAAGCGUCGGCACUGGAGAACUGGCUGCCAUCAAAAUCAUCAAACUGGAGCCAGGUGAGGACUUUGUGGUGGUUCAGCAGGAGAUCCUGAUGAUGAAGGACUGUAAACACUCCAACAUCGUGGCGUACUACGGCAGCUACCUCCGCAGGGAGAAGCUGUGGAUCUGUAUGGAGUUCUGUGGAGGAGGAUCAUUGCAGGACAUCUACCAGAUAACCGGUCCACUGGCAGAGUCCCAGAUCGCUUACGUUCUGCGGGAAACACUGCAGGGACUCUUCUACCUGCACAGCAAAGGGAAAAUGCACAGAGACAUCAAGGGAGCCAACAUCCUGCUGACUGAUAACGGAUACAUCAAACUAGCGGACUUCGGUGUGUCGGCUCAGAUCACCAUGACGAUCGCUAAGAGGAAGUCCUUCAUCGGGACGCCGUACUGGAUGGCUCCCGAGGUGGCGGCCGUGGAGAGGAAGGGCGGAUACAACCAGCUGUGUGACAUCUGGGCCGUCGGCAUCACUGCCAUCGAACUGGCAGAACUGCAGCCGCCCAUGUUUGACCUCCACCCCAUGAGAGCUCUGCUGCUGAUGACCAAGAGUAACUUUCAGCCACCCAAACUGAAAGACAAGGUGAAGUGGACCGGAAACUUCCAUCAGUUUGUGAAAGUAGCUCUGACCAAGAACCCGAGGAAACGACCCACUGCUGACAAACUGCUGCAGCAACCGUUUGUCUCUCAGCCGCUCAGUCGGACUCUGGCCAUGGAGCUGUUGGAUAAAGUCAGUAACCUGGACCAGACCCCCUACCAGGACCACCUGGACCACAUGGACGAUGACGACACCGACGCAGAGGUUGUGUCUGUCCCUCAGAGGAUCCCGUCUGGAAACACCAGAGAAGGAAAAACUCUGUCUGAGAUCAACUUUGAUCAGAUGAAGUUUGAUCCUCCUCUGAGGAAAGAGACUGAAGCUCAUCACGAUGAGUCAGAUCGUUUCCUGGACUGUGAGGAGGAGCUUUACUUCACCGCAAGAUCCCACCUGGAGCUGCAGGUGGAGGCUGAAGACGAUGCUGCAGAACCCGCAGUCCUCAGUGGAAACGGUGUGACAGACUCCACGCUGCGACCCGGCCGCCCUCCUGAAGACCCUGAAAAUCCUGAAGACCCUCUCCCUCAGGACGGACGCCCGCCCCCUGAUGAUGAUCACCAUGGAAACCAGGGACUCCUCAGCUCCUCCUCUGAUCAGCAGUCUGCAGCUCCUCCUGCUGCUCACAACAGGAAAGACAAGAAGGAUCCUCCAAUACCGGUCAGCAACGGACUUCCACCUACACCUAAAGUCCACAUGGGAGCUUGUUUCUCCAAAGUUUUUAACGGCUGUCCUCUGAAGAUUCACUCUGCUGCCUCUUGGAUCAACCCCGAAACCCGAGAUCAGUAUCUGAUCUUUGGAGCGGAGGAAGGAAUUUACACUCUGAACCUGAACGAGCUCCAUGAGAACUGUAUGGAACAGUUGUUUCCUCACAGGUGUACCUGGGUUUAUGUGAUGAACAACACUCUGAUCUCCAUCUCAGGUAAAGCCUCUCAGCUCUACUGCCACAGUCUGGCCGGUCUGUUCGAACAGACUCGACACAAACAGAGGCUGACUGUUUCCAUCUCCACCCGCCGCCUGCCGGACCGCAUCCUACCCCGGAAGUUUUCCAUCUCCAAUAAGAUUCCCGAUACCAAAGGCUGUCUGAAAUGCUGCGUAGUGAGAAAUCCCUACACUGGUCAUAAGUACCUGGGCGGAGCCUUCCAAUCAGGUGUGGUCCUGCUGGAGUGGGUGGAGCCUAUGCAGAAGUUCAUGCUGGUUAAGAGCGUGGACUUCCAGCCUCCGUGUCCUCUGGAGGUUUUGGAGCUGCUAGUUGUACCCGAGCAGCCGUACCCUCUGAUCUGUGUUGGUCUGAGCAAAGGAACUGAAACUAACCAGCCUGUCAGCUUCCAGACCCUCGACCCCAACUCCUCCUGCCCCGCCGCACCUGAAACAGAAAACCCUCAGAGUUGUGUGAUCCACAUCACUCAGCUGGAGAGAGACACCGUCCUGGUCUGUCUGGACCGUUGUAUAAAGAUCGUAAACCUUGAGGGGAAGCUGAAGUCCAGCAAGAAGCUGUCAGCUGAGCUCACGUUCAACUUCCAGAUAGAGUCGAUCGUGUGUUUACAGGACAGUGUUUUGGCCUUCUGGCGUCACGGCAUGCAGGGACGGAACUUCAGAGCUAACGAGAUCACCCAAGAGAUCAGUGACAUCAGCAGGAUGUUCCACCUCCUGGGCUCUGACAGGGUGGUGGUUCUGGAGAGCAGGGCAACCGAUAACCCGACUGAACACAGUAACCUGUACAUACUUGCCGGACAUGAAAACAGCUACUGAGACCAGGACCAAAGUCUAAACCAAGACUCAACCAGUUCAAAGUUCAAACCAGAUCCAAACCAGGACCGAAACUAGUGCUAAACCAGUUAAAACAGAUAAAACCAGGACCAAACCAGAUCCAAAUCAGGUACAAACCGGUAUCAGACUAGGUCCAAUGAAGUUUUAAACCAGGAUUGUGGUUCUGAAUCAGAGCGGUUCUGCUCACUAACAGUCCACUCUUCAGUGUGUCUACUACAGUGAAGACAAUUCAAUGCAUGCAAUGAAUACAAUUCCUCAAUGCAACAGCAAAAAUACUAAACAAUGGUCACUAUUCAGGCCCCAACUACCAUCAUGCAUUGCAGCUGAGCAGAAUAGUGUCAGACACCAACCUUUAAAACACACACAAAACGUUCUCUUCAGAACUAACGGUCACAGAUUGACAUCGCAGACGGACACAGAGACGGACUGCUUGGAUUAAAUCACAGCCAGCAUUUUCUGGAAGCAGCUUUUAUCAGAUCGGACGGUUCGUCAGAGAGUCACAUGACUGACGGAUAGAACCAGAGUCAAAGAAAAUUGGAUCGGCAGAAGACUCAAGAGGGAGGUCCAGAGGCCUUGACCAGGUGGGAAUCCCUCCGGAGGACCAGAGGACAUGUUGGACAACCUUAACUGACUGAACGCAAAAUACUUCACCACCAUAAAAACAUAACUGAGCACGGCCGAUGGUGGACCAUAACACACCCUGCCUGAACCUGACCUGAUAAGAGACCAGAUCUAAAGUAGACCUGAGGAUAAGAGACCAGAUCUAAAGUAGACCUGAGGAUAAGAGACCAGAUCUUAUAGAGACCAGACCUGAAACAGACCUGGUUCAUCACCAGGAGUCAGAGGAGAAGUGAUGGAGGACCCUGAUCACGUGUUACUGAGCCUAAUCAAUCACCUAUACUUAUAAAUGUUCACAUAUUUGAGUUGUUACAGUCUUAAUGUCUCAUGUCUGCUUUUAGAGUUUACACUUUGGAAAUCUUUUUUUAAUGUUGUGUA
Molecule: messenger RNA, 3596 nt
Organism: Anoplopoma fimbria (sablefish)
Lineage: Eukaryota; Metazoa; Chordata; Actinopteri; Perciformes; Anoplopomatidae
Product: mitogen-activated protein kinase kinase kinase kinase 3-like
Exons: 32
Coding region: 108-2582 (824 amino acids)
Biological process (GO): protein phosphorylation
Molecular function (GO): ATP binding; MAP kinase kinase kinase kinase activity
Source: RefSeq, a predicted model, not a curated record